Molecule: messenger RNA, 810 nt
Organism: Microplitis demolitor
Lineage: Eukaryota; Metazoa; Arthropoda; Insecta; Hymenoptera; Braconidae
Gene: Cpr49Ah
Product: endocuticle structural glycoprotein SgAbd-2-like
Exons: 4
Coding region: 129-698 (189 amino acids)
Cellular component (GO): chitin-based extracellular matrix
Molecular function (GO): structural constituent of chitin-based larval cuticle
Source: RefSeq, a predicted model, not a curated record
UGCAGUUCGCUGGUUACUUUUUAUUACGAAACCGAUCUUUCGUAUCAACUCACUGUUUUAUUUAUUUUUUUUACAGCCUACUCACGGUCUUUUUUUUAAUUUGUGGGAUCAAGCUCUGAGGAUACACUAUGAGAUUCUUUAUUUUAUUAGUAAUUGUUGGUGCAGCAGUAGCCCAAAAUCAGUAUCAAAAUCAGGGCCGUCAACAACAGCAACAACAAUAUCAAGACGAUGACCAACAAAGGUCACAGAUAAAUGACAGACAAUAUUCUUCAACAACUUUUAUUCCAAUAUUGCAGUGGAAUAAAGAGCAGGAGCAUGAUGGAACAUACCGAACAAGCUAUGAAACCGGCAACAACAUAAUUGCUGAAGAGAGUGGAUACAUAAGGUCUACGGGGGAGGGUGAAGACAAGGUUGAUACUCUUGUACAGUCGGGAAGUUACUCUUACACAAGUCCUGAAGGUCAAUUAAUUUCUGUAACUUACACCGCUGACGAAACUGGAUUCCAUGCGAUUGGUGAUCAUAUCCCAACACCACCACCUGUCAGUGAAGAAAUCCAGAAAGGACUCGACCUUAUUUACGCUGGUAUCAAAAAGCAACAGGAGGAAGCGGCACAUGAUCAGCAACCACCAAAAGAAACGCAACUUUUGAGCCAACAACGUCUCGACCGACAAGAAGACAACAAAAAAUACCGUUUUUAAUAAAUUUAAUGAUAAGCUUAAAUAAUUAAAUUGUUUUAUCAAAUACAGCGAAAUGGAGACUACGAUAGUCAGACUAUCAGGUCGAUUUCAAUAAAUAUUUUUUUAUAACUAU